AUGGGUAAGAAAGGUAAAGCCAAUAAAUUGGCUAAAAUGUCUGAAGAAGAACGGGCGAGGUAUUUGCAAUUGCGUGCUGACAUUGAAGAGGAAGCAAGACGUCGUAAAAUGCAAUUGCUAUCACUUUUUAUGAAAAAUAAAUUAAAACGUGAGGAUGCAUUUUGUCGUUUAAAUUUGGCAAAGAUUAAUCAGGAGUGGCGGUCCUUACUGCGACAAAUAAAAUGUGAUGAGCUGCGAAAUGAAAUUAUGGAAGUGGAAAAGUUUUUCGAAGAGGCGCUUGAAAGAAAAAAUCAAACAAUUAAUCGGUUAUUCGAUGAGUUAGAUUUGGCAGAAGACAUGUAUGGUACAAUGCAACAAUCCCAUAUGGAAACCAUCAACUCUUUUAUAGGAAGACAACAAGAACGGACCGAUUUCUUUCGAAACCAGUAUAUGCAUCAGCAAACAACUGUUUUGGAUCAAUAUAAGGAAGAUGUGGUCCAGUUUAAGAAAAGUGGUGACCGUUCGCUCCAACAAUUAGAAAGCAUAUAUUACCAAUUGAAAUCGCAUACCGACAAAGAAAAGGAAGAGUCACAGGAAGAACAACAAAAACGUGUGGAUGAUGUGAAAAGUACAAUUACUUUACGCUUGGAAAAUAUCACGAAAGUUGGAGAAUUGAAGCUUGAAAACCUCUGGCAAGAAUAUCAAGAUGUUUUGUCUGCUUAUAUGCGGCGCAAUGAGGGCUUUUAUGCGGAAUAUGUGGAUCUUAAAGAACGAGAUGAAGAGAGUACUACGCUUAUCAGAACACAAUGCUAUGAAAUGGAAAAAGCUACUGAACAUUUAAGUCGUCUAAAACUUAAGUACUCUGAUUUAACUGAUAAGAAUGACGUCAAAAUGAAGUAUUUGACAAAGUUAAGAAGCGAUUUAUGUGAACGUUUGGCUAAUUUGAAACAAACUGCUAAUAAAGAAAUCGAAGACGGAAAUAAGAAAUUUAAACUGAUGAGCGUAACUAGUCAUAUUGCAUUAAAGCAUAUAGAAAAAAUUGCUGCUCAAGGAGAGCGACUUAUGCAAAUGGCUGCCAUAUGCCGUAACUAUGAAAAGGAAAAAGAGAUACUAGCACCCUUUGGACUUCCACCAAUAUCUCGGGAGAUGUUUGUGAAUACAGAGGAGGAACUUGCACAAGCUCCAGAUAUGUUAAAAGAUAAAAAAUUAGGUAGAUGGCAUUUGAUGGAGAAAUUUUGGCGACGGGUUAAUAAUGUCAUAAUCGACAAUGCCUACCUUAAAAAGGAGAAAAAACAAUUGGAAGAUGAAAAUGCACAAUUGAAAGCAAAAUUGCAAGAACAUUUAGUUAAUCUAAAUCUUAGCAGUGGUUCCAAUGCACAUAUAGAUGAAUAUUUACUAAAAAGACCCAGUAGUAUGAGAGUUGAUCGUGUAGUGCAGAUUGACCUUGAAAGGAAACCUAAAAGCCAAAGCGCUAAUGUUAACCAUGAACGCUACCGACGACCCUUGACUUCCUGCCUUGAAGCAAAUUUUACAAAUGCCGUACGUUCGAAGCAAUUGGCUAUUUUCAUAAAUAAUAGAGAAGACGUAGAGAGUGAAGAAGAACAAGUAAAAGGUCUAACAGUGUUAAUUGCAUUUAAUAAAUUAAAAGGUGAACCGAAAUGUGGUGUCCCGAAACCUAAUGACGCUAACAAUAAAUUACUGUAA
Messenger RNA from Teleopsis dalmanni, 1683 nucleotides. RefSeq names its product dynein regulatory complex subunit 2-like. Gene Ontology annotation, biological process: regulation of cilium movement; cilium-dependent cell motility; axonemal dynein complex assembly. Lineage: Eukaryota; Metazoa; Arthropoda; Insecta; Diptera; Diopsidae. The transcript is spliced from 7 exons. Gene Ontology annotation, cellular component: axoneme; axonemal dynein complex. Bases 1 to 1683 code for a protein of 560 amino acids. The record is from RefSeq and is a predicted model, not a curated record.